This is a messenger RNA of Drosophila bipectinata, 715 nucleotides long. RefSeq names its product glutathione S-transferase 1-like. NCBI's taxonomy places the organism in Eukaryota, Metazoa, Arthropoda, Insecta, Diptera, Drosophilidae. Gene Ontology annotation, biological process: glutathione metabolic process. Gene Ontology annotation, molecular function: glutathione transferase activity. The record is from RefSeq and is a predicted model, not a curated record.
UUCCAGAGUGACAAGAUGGGUAAACUAACUUUGUACGGCUUGGAUCCCAGUCCCCCAGUUCGCGCCGUAAAGCUGACUCUGGCGGCCCUCGACCUGCCCUACGAGUAUGUUAAUAUCAACAUCCUGGGCAGGGAACACCUCUCCCCGGAGUUUGUGAAGAAGAACCCCCAGCACACGGUGCCCACGUUGGAUGACGAUGGUCACUUCCUCUGGGACUCGCACGCCAUCAUCGCCUAUCUGGUCUCCAAGUACGGAAAGUCCGACGCCCUCUACCCCAAGGAUCUGCUCCAGCGGGCUGUGGUGGAUCAGCGAUUGCACUUCGAGUCCGGAGUACUGUUUGCCAACGCACUGCGCAGCAUCGCCAAGGCAGUCAUUUUCCUGGAUCAGAAAUCGGUUCCCAAGGAGCGUUACGACGCCAUCGUGGAGGCCUAUGACUUCGUGGAGACCUUCCUCGAGGGUCACGACUACAUUGCUGGCAAUCAGUUGACCAUCGCGGACUUUAGUCUCGUCUCGUCGGUGACCUCCCUGGGGCCUUUCGUGGCCUUCGAUCCUUCGAAGUAUCCCAAGACAGAUGCCUGGAUCAAGAGGCUGGAGAAGCUGCCCUACUAUGAGGAGGCCAAUGGCAAGGGAGUCAAGCUCUUUGCAGAGACGGUUAAGUCGAAGAGUUUCACAUUUGAGAAAUGAUUAUCUGUCAUGUUAAAUUCUUAAUAAAUAG